AUGGAUCAAGUACUGCUCAGACUACCUUACACACACUGUUACCUGGACGACAUCCUCAUCAGUGGUCCUGAUGAACAGACUCACCUUAAAGCACUGGAUUCAGUCCUAGGCAGGCUAGAGGAGUAUGGCCUGCAUCUCAAACAAGAGAAGUGCCAGUUUUUCCAGGAGUCUGUGAAAUACUUGGGCCACAUCAUUGACGCGGCCGGGCUCCACAAAUCACCGGAGAAGAUAGAGAGGGAGGCGCUAGCGAUAGUCUUUGGAGUUCGCAAGUUCCAUCAGUACCUCUAUGGUAACAAGUUUACCCUACUCACUGACCAUCGCCCGCUGACCUCCAUCCUGAGUCCAGUGAAAAGUACACCAUCAAUGGCUGCAGCCCGAAUGCAGCGCUGGGCACUCCUCCUAUCAGCGCAUGAGUAUAUCAUCGAAUACCGUAAGGGUGCACUACAUGCAAAUGCAGAUGGACUUUCACGCUUACCACUCUCCCACACUCAUAAAGAGAAGCUAGGCGCAGUAGAGGUGUUCUACACCUCUCAGUUGGACACACUACCAGUCAGUAACACCGAGAUCAAACGUGAGACCCUGUCUGACUCCACUUUAUCUCGUGUCCAGGAAAUUGUCUCCACUGGUCGUUGUCCAUCUGCAAAGGAUGCCGACGAAGAGCUGUCGCCCUAUCUGUUGCGCCGGCAUGACCUCACCAUACAACAGGGAUGCCUCAUGUGGGGUAUGAGAGUGAUUGUGCCUCCUAAACUGCGCCCCCGGGUUCUGAAAGAGCUCCACUCAGCACAUCCAGGAGUAGUGAGGAUGAAGAGCUUGGCACGCAGUUAUGUGUGGUGGCCCGGCGUCGACUCUCAAAUUGAGCUUCACGCCAAAUCCUGCCCCCCGUGUCAGAGCAUACAAAAAGCACCUGGGUUAGCUCCUCUACACCCUUGGAUGUGGCCAUCCAGUCCUUGGGAAAGGAUACAUGUGGACUUUGCGGGUCCAUUCGAAGGUCAUAUGUACCUGAUCACUGUGGACGCCCAUUCCAAGUGGCCUGAGGUGCAUAUCAUGGACAGCACCACAGCCAGCAAGACCAUACAAGUGCUCAGGGGACUUUUGAGUCGCCAUGGAAUUCCGCACAUCCUUGUGAGCGACAAUGGACCUCAGUUCUGUUCUGAAGAAUUCAGUGCCUUCCUGAAGUCCAAUGGAGUCAAACACACCCGCUCAGCGCCGUACCAUCCUGCUACCAAUGGCUUGGCAGAGCGUUUUGUGCGCACAUUCAAACAGGCCUUAAAAUCAUCUAAGGGCACCGGGAUGGUGCAACAACGCCUUGAUACGUUCCUGCUGGCAUACCGCAACAUCCCCCACACCACAACAACGGAAACGCCAGCCAUGUUGUUCCUUGGACGCAGGCUGCGUUCUCGUCUGGAUUUCCUGAAACCCAAUAUUGCUGGAACAGUGCACAGAUCACAGGAUGCCCAACAACAACGCCGCCACCAACACUCAAAGGACAGGCAGUUUGAUGUUGGGGAGCCAGUCCGUGUGCGGGACUAUAGGAAGGGGGAGGAGAAGUGGACACAAGGUAUUGUUGUGGAAAAGACAGGUCCAGUAUCGUACAGGAUAAAUGUGGGAGUACCAGGGGUAUGGAAACGCCAUGUGGAUCAGAUGCUGACACGCCCCGAUCCAGAGCUGCAGCAGACUGCAGUGAACCUUCCAGUACCAGAGGACUUACCCCCGAGUGAUAUCUGCACCACACUCCACUCUAAUACACCUCACACACAGGAGCCUGACUGUCAAAUUUCUCAGCACACACAAUCUCCACACCAGUCCACUGACUCACCACAGACUGUGCUAACCGGUACUCCGGUAACAGAGACAAUGAGACGCUAUCCUGUGAGGAUUACUAAACCGCCCGUACGUUACGGUGCGGAGUGACCACAUUGUUUAUUGUAAUAUAAUGUUCUGAGACAUAUUGUUUGCAGUAUAAGAAGACAUCCCCUCAUUAUUAUUUGAUGUAAAAAAAAGGAAAGCUAUAAU
Gadus chalcogrammus (walleye pollock) is the source of this 2013-nucleotide messenger RNA. RefSeq lists its product as uncharacterized. Gene Ontology annotation, molecular function: nucleic acid binding. Gene Ontology annotation, biological process: DNA integration. The transcript is spliced from 2 exons. The coding region runs from base 1 to 1911 and encodes 636 amino acids. The record is from RefSeq and is a predicted model, not a curated record. NCBI's taxonomy places the organism in Eukaryota, Metazoa, Chordata, Actinopteri, Gadiformes, Gadidae.